This is a messenger RNA of Aquila chrysaetos chrysaetos, 1736 nucleotides long. RefSeq names its product glycerol-3-phosphate acyltransferase 4 (gene GPAT4). Gene Ontology annotation, molecular function: glycerol-3-phosphate O-acyltransferase activity. The coding region runs from base 94 to 1461 and encodes 455 amino acids. NCBI's taxonomy places the organism in Eukaryota, Metazoa, Chordata, Aves, Accipitriformes, Accipitridae. The transcript has 12 exons. Gene Ontology annotation, biological process: triglyceride biosynthetic process. Gene Ontology annotation, cellular component: endoplasmic reticulum. The record is from RefSeq and is a predicted model, not a curated record.
AAGACUGUUGCUGAAUAACAGGAGGACUGGUUAAUCGCUGCGGGCAGCCCUUCUGUCUGGCUGCAGGGCACCAGCCUUGCCUGGCCCUUCACCAUGUUCCUCCUGCUCCCCUUUGACAGCCUGGUUGUUAAUCUCUUGGGGAUUUCCAUAACUGUCCUCUUCACUCUGCUUCUGGUUUUCAUCAUUGUGCCAGCAAUUUUUGGAGUCUCCUUUGGCAUCCGCAAGGUUUACAUGAAAACUUUAUUAAAGGUUUUUCAGUGGGCGACACUGAGAAUAGAGCGUGGUGCCAAGGAGAAGAACCAUCCGUUAUACAAGCCCUAUGUCAAUGGUAUCAUUGCAAAGGAGCCAACGUCACUGGAAGAGGAGAUCAAGGAGAUCCGCCGGAGUGGCAGCGGCAAAGCCCUGGACACCCCUGAGUUUGAGCUCUCGGAUGUCUUCUAUUUCUGCCGCAAAGGCAUCGAGACCAUCAUGGAUGAUGAAGUGACCAAGAGGUUCUCAGCUGAAGAGCUGGAGUCCUGGAACCUGCUCAGCAGGACCAACUACAACUUCCAGUAUAUCAGCCUGCGCCUCACUGUACUCUGGGGACUGGGUGUGCUCAUCCGCUACUGCUUUCUUCUGCCCCUCAGGAUAGCCCUGGCGUUUACUGGCAUCAGCUUGUUGGUGACUGGUACUACAGUGGUGGGAUAUUUGCCAAAUGGAAGGUGUAAGGAGUUCCUGAGCAAGCACGUCCACCUGAUGUGUUACCGGAUCUGUGUGCGUGCCCUCACAGCCAUCAUCACCUACCACGACCGAGAAAACAGACCCCGAAACGGAGGCAUCUGCGUGGCCAAUCACACAUCUCCCAUUGAUGUGAUCAUCCUGGCCAGUGAUGGCUACUACGCGAUGGUGGGUCAGAUCCACGGAGGGCUUAUGGGUGUGAUACAGAGAGCCAUGGUGAAAGCUUGCCCCCACGUCUGGUUUGAACGCUCUGAGGUCAAAGAUCGUCACCUCGUCGCCAAAAGGCUCACAGAGCACGUCCAGGACAAGAGCAAACUGCCUAUUCUUAUCUUUCCGGAAGGAACCUGCAUCAACAACACAUCUGUGAUGAUGUUCAAAAAGGGGAGCUUUGAAAUUGGAGCCACGGUUUACCCUGUAGCCAUCAAGUAUGACCCACAGUUUGGAGAUGCCUUUUGGAACAGCAGCAAGUAUGGCAUGGUAACCUACCUCCUUAGGAUGAUGACCAGCUGGGCCAUCGUCUGCAGUGUCUGGUACUUGCCCCCAAUGACCAGGCAGCCCGAAGAGGACGCUGUCCAGUUUGCCAAUCGGGUGAAGUCAGCCAUUGCCAGGCAGGGGGGCCUCGUGGAUCUGCUCUGGGAUGGAGGACUGAAGAGGGAGAAGGUGAAAGACACAUUCAAGGAGGAGCAACAGAAACUCUACAGCAAAAUGAUUGUAGGCAACCAUGAAGACCGGAGUCGCUCCUGAGCCCUCUGCCUCCAGCACUAUUACUGGGCCUGGCCAGAGCCUUCUGCCUCCGGCACGAGCCAAGUCUUGCCUGAAGCAGCUCCGAAUCUUUGGACUUUGGCUACUCCAGAGCUGCUUGGACUUGCUCCUUCAUCCUCUGGCUGUUCCUUCCCAGAGGCACUGUUACUGCCUAGAGUCUUUAGGCCCUGGGCAGCUCUUGGCAAAGAUGCCUUCUUGUUACUGUUACAGUGAAGCCCCUUGCAGGGGCAAUAUUAAAUGAAACACUUAUGGUGUCA